Messenger RNA from Venustampulla echinocandica, 168 nucleotides. RefSeq lists its product as uncharacterized. NCBI's taxonomy places the organism in Eukaryota, Fungi, Ascomycota, Leotiomycetes, Helotiales, Pleuroascaceae. The transcript has 2 exons. The record is from RefSeq and is a predicted model, not a curated record. Bases 1 to 168 code for a protein of 55 amino acids.
AUGGGUGCCGUCGUAUCUUGCAUCAGAGGCCUUUGCCAGGCUAUCGGUUCCUGUCUGAUGGCCAUCGUUAACGGUGUCGCCUCCAUUCUUCAAGGCAUCAUCGGGGCCAUUGCCGCCUUCUUUGGUAAGUCUACGCGUCCUUCAUACCCCGUUUCAUGUCGGGCAUAA